Puntigrus tetrazona (Sumatra barb) is the source of this 3594-nucleotide messenger RNA. RefSeq names its product adaptor related protein complex 2 subunit sigma 1 (gene ap2s1). Gene Ontology annotation, molecular function: clathrin-cargo adaptor activity. The record is from RefSeq and is a predicted model, not a curated record. The transcript has 5 exons. Lineage: Eukaryota; Metazoa; Chordata; Actinopteri; Cypriniformes; Cyprinidae. Gene Ontology annotation, biological process: clathrin-dependent endocytosis; intracellular protein transport. Bases 149 to 577 code for a protein of 142 amino acids. Gene Ontology annotation, cellular component: AP-2 adaptor complex; membrane coat; intracellular membrane-bounded organelle.
ACCAACGGCCUCUGCUCGCGUCCUGUCCGGUGAAGAUAGCGGUGAUACAGAACCUAACCCAGUCUGAGGCUGCUGGAUUUCGUUAUUAAAUCAAUUAAACAUUGAUUGAAAUAACUCAGACCACCGUGAACGAUAAACACCGAGCACAAUGAUCCGCUUUAUCCUCAUCCAGAAUCGGGCAGGGAAGACCAGGCUGGCCAAAUGGUACAUGCAGUUUGAUGAUGAUGAGAAGCAGAAGCUGAUUGAAGAGGUUCACGCCGUUGUGACGGUCCGAGACGCCAAACACACCAACUUUGUAGAGUUCAGAAACUUCAAGAUCAUUUACAGGCGGUAUGCUGGCCUGUACUUCUGCAUCUGUGUGGAUGUGACGGACAAUAACCUGGCUUACCUGGAAGCGAUUCACAACUUUGUUGAGGUUUUGAACGAGUAUUUCCACAAUGUGUGUGAAUUAGAUCUGGUCUUCAAUUUCUACAAGGUGUACACGGUGGUGGAUGAGAUGUUUCUGGCGGGAGAGAUCAGAGAGACCAGCCAGACGAAGGUGCUCAAGCAGCUCCUCAUGCUGCAGUCUUUGGAGUAAGGAGCCUAUCAAUCAAUCAAUCGCCAUUGCAACAGGCCCCGCCCACCAACACAGGCCCCGCCCACCCCACUGCAGCCAAGCCAUAAUAUCCGUGUCGUCUUGCUAAAAUACAUCCACAAACAUUUCAUCCUUUCUUUAAAGUCCACGUUCCACGAUGAAGGACGCCGCCGUUCUCUUCACAUUCAAGUUCAUAAAAAAAAAAAAAAAAAAAACCUCCCUGGUUAUUGUCCUAAUUAUUCUUUGGCACGGCCAGAAUCGAAUACUUCGGCAAUUUUAUAGCACAGUAGACUUCAGCGUCUCCAAGCCCGUUCAUUAACACUAACACAGAUAAUAGCAUCAGGCCGGCCAAAAUAUGCCAAGGUCCUCAACAUGCAAAAUCCAUGGGCUGCACUACUCUCUCUCCCUCUCUCUCUCUCUAUAUAUAUAUAUAUAAAAACUUGAUUUUAUCAAAUAAAUCUUCCCCAAAUAUGUCUAGCUCAGUUAAUGAGAUAUUCAAAUCAAAUAUUAAGAAUCUGUGAAAGUCGUUUUGUAUCGUGUACAUUAUACGCAUCUAUUUUAAAUGUAAAUGUUCUGAAGCAAGCAGUCAUUCCAGGCAUCUAAACACUCGGUUUCUGCUCGUCGUAAUUGCUUUGAAGUCUGCUGGGUUUUAUGGAGAACUCGAGCCAGCGAUUAGCGAGCGCUUUAGAGAACGAGGCUGAGCGGAAGAAUUUAACUCAGGGGGGAAAUGACAAAAGAUGGUCUACUUUUAAUUUCCCCUUUUGUGGCGCCCGUUCCCGCGCCAAGAGCUCCAUGGCAACCGCUCAGCCUUGAAACGUUCCAUUACAGAUCGAUUCACGAGUUACUAUGAGAAUCUGACUUUUUUUUUUUUUUUUUGUACGUGUAUGUUUUAUAUCGUCUUUCUUUCUUCUUGUCCCUUCUGCCUUAGAUUGUUCUAGAUCUGCCUAGUCGUUCCUGUGAGAUUUUGCUGAGUAAAAGAUGAUGGCAGUGGUGUUACUCUCACGUGUGUGUUGCUAUCAGUGUAUAUAUAUAUAUACAUGCAGGUGAAAUAAAAAAAAAAUUAAAUAAAAUAAAAUACUUCAAGUGCGUGUAUUUCAUAUUUCGCCAAACCGUGAAUGUGUUUUUUUACGUGUACUAUACCGCCAUCUACCGGAUACUAACGAUUAUAAUAACUGACCAGGUCACUUAGUUAAUAUUUUUGGUCUCUGUCAGCGGGCCAGUGUAAAAAUAAUAUAUUAUUAAUGCACGGUUACGUGCCAGUAAUUUAAUUAAAUGUAAGUGAUCAAAGUUAAAGCUCUUUAAAACAGAAUAAUUGCGAGUGAUUGAUUAUUUAGAGGGAUAUUUCUUACCGCGUUCGGCACGAGGCGCUCCGUCUUUGUAGUUUGGAAAAUAAAAACAAUAUGGGAAAAUAGAAAUUAUUAGCUUGAUGUGUAGGUCUGUUAUUCGCCACCUUGACAUAUGUCACAACCCAAACACGUUUUUGUUUAUGGGUUGUUUAUAUCUAAUGUUUAUAUAAAUACUUAGCAUAUAUUUAGAAAAUAUUUAAAUGGUUAUAAAUAUAUUACAAAACAAAGAUAUGUAAAGUAUAUAUUUAAUAAAAAUAGUUUUAGGUGUAUACACCAUACAAACACGUAUACACAAAAAACUCAUUUUUGAAAGUGAUUAAUCGUUUGACAGCACUAAUAAAAAUGCCAAUAACAAAUUAAUGUGUAAACUGAAGAUGGCGUGUAUAGCAUUUAACACCAUUCAUUUAACACUAUAGGUCGUGACAAUUUACAUCUUAAAACUAUUAAUGAAAAAAAUAAUUAAUAAAUAGUUAAUAAUUGUAACUAUUGACUAUUAUUGAAAUAUAUGAUAACAAUUGAAAUAACACCAAAUAAGAAUUAUUAUAUAGAAUUAUUUUUACUAUACACUGUGUCUAUAUAUAAAAUAAUAAAAUUAUUAAUUUUUAAAAGCUUACCAUUUAUCUAGACUUCAGUGAUCCAAACCAGACCCUAUUGAACUGCUAGAGUAUGCAAAACUCUCAUAUUAAUCAGUAAUUUUACAUUUGUUGGCCAAGAUGUAUAAAAAUUAUAUUUCUGUAAAAAUCAUAUGAAAUCACCACCUCUUAAAAUUAUUACAUAUUCUGGGUUGGGAAUAUUUGAGCUUCAGGUUUGACAUUUUAUUCUUCCGUCACCAUAGAAAUAGAGAUAACUGGAUACUAAUUUGAAUAAACAUUACAACAAACAACACAUGUCAACUUGCACACCGUCACGCUCUCCCACACAAAACAGAGACAUAUUCACGUAACAUAAAAAACAAGCAAACUUUAAUCAUAACCUUACUCUUUCAAACGAACAAGCACCCCUCCCCCCAAACACUCAGAUAAACAAAUUCAAAUCUUAUUUACAGCAUAGAUGAUUCAGAUAUACAGUAUUUAUGAAUGACCAGAUCACACCGGUUACUAAGCAACAACUGUUUUAUGCAGUACUUUGAACUACUCUUCAAAUGCACUCCAUAUUGAUAUUUGGUUAUGAAACGCUACCAAACUCCACUACAUAAGCCAAUUAAUUUCAUCUGGCUCGAGCGGUGGCGCUGUUUUGAAGUCGAAAUUGUCUGCUGUCGAUAGCGCUCACAUUUGGAGUCACUUUUAAACCACACAGCUUGAAGCAGUUGCGAAAUCCGUGUGCGGAAAUCUAUCACCGUCAUGUGAAAUUCCUGUAAAAAACUAAAUAAAAUUUGAGUGGAUUCCUAUUCAAAUGAAUGGAUUUCGCACACACUGGAAAAUAGGGGGGGAAACAGCUAAACGGUAAACUUUGCCUAGCGAUAAAAUAAAAAAAAACGCUAAUUUUGCGAUCGCCCUUUUUAAACAUCGUGCACCACGUCGCCGUGUAAAAUUCCCACCCACUAAUAUCGGCACAAUGAGGAAUAUUCCAGGUGAAAUACCUUAGGCAGCAUCAGUGACUUGCUGUCAACCAUUUUCGUAAAUCAGUCCAAAAUUUUUUAUUAAAAAAAAAAAAAAAAAAAAAAAAAAAAAGUAA